Molecule: messenger RNA, 4309 nt
Organism: Gadus macrocephalus (Pacific cod)
Lineage: Eukaryota; Metazoa; Chordata; Actinopteri; Gadiformes; Gadidae
Product: progestin and adipoQ receptor family member 3-like
Exons: 6
Coding region: 1109-2077 (322 amino acids)
Cellular component (GO): membrane
Molecular function (GO): signaling receptor activity
Source: RefSeq, a predicted model, not a curated record
AAUUAUUAUUCGUAUCAUCUAUAUUAAGUCUAAUGUUUUGGGAUUAUUAUUUCAUAUAUUUUAUAUUUCUUUCUACAAAUACUCAAAUAAUUGGUUUUGGAUUUAAACUCGCUAAUCUACUACCACGACUUUAUAGAGAUCAGAGGAGAAAGAGAGGACGGAUUCACCGGAAGUUACCAGGAAGAUAUACGGAAUUGACAAUCCACAAUGAUUUACAAUCAUUGAGAUCUUUCUUAAAUGAAACUACGGCUCAUUUAUUUAUAUUCACAACUUGACUGCUGAUCAAGUAAAAAAGGAUUUCAGAUCAAUUUAAGUGAUAAUCAUUACAUUUAUUUAAUGUAUUUCUUAUCUUCCAGGACCUGACCUGCUCUACGGUAACCGGAGCGGAGCUGUUACCCGGGCUGGGAGCAUAGCGCUACACACCGCGUUUUAUUCCUCCUGUACAGUAUUAGAAGUGUACUUUUUUUGUCAAGUGUAGCUAUAUCGAUGUGUAUCAACUAUCCGGACGAACACCUCGACCGCCAAACCACAACAAAUGGUAUGGAGUUUAAUGGAUUAUUUCCUGUUAUUAUCUCUGUCCCAUUAGCGCUAUAUCACUAGGUCUACUGUGCACACACGUAACACAACACCCGUCAUACAACACCAACAGGACAACACCGAACCUCUGUACAGAUCGGUAUGUGAAGCCUGCGUGUGUUUCAUAUUGCUUAGCUUUGACUGUGAAAUCCACGUCACAUGGGCGGUGCAGUGGAGCAGGGUCCGACUCCUCAGGUUCAGUCAUUGAAACAUUCAUUCACUCGUUCACUCAUUCAUUGACUUCAUCAAACCAGGCAGCGGAGCUGACAGCUCAUAACCCACAAGUUAUAAUUAUAGUCGGGGAUCAUACGGAUGCAUCCGAGGCAGGGAACUGUAGGCCCUUAUCCUACCAGCACCCCACAUCUAAACCAAACAGUCCAGUCUAUAAACCAGUCCGGCUGGUCAAUGUGGGUUAUGUUGAACUGAGACAAAGUGAGUUAAUCAGCUGUUAAUCCGCACCACCACGUUCUGUCCCCGUCGCCCCAGCUUGUGUCCCGUAGCUAGAUUCGGUAUUUGCGCAUAAAAGCGCACGAUGCUGCUGAAAGCUGCUCAGCAGAAAGCUGUGCGCAGCGGGGGGCCCAUGGAGCAGUACAUGGUACAUGGAGGCAGCGUCCACCACUGGCCCGUUGUACUCCCGCAGAGAAUCCGGCUGUACACGUACGAGCAGAUCCCCCAGUUCCUGAAGGAGAACCCCUUCAUCACGGACGGUUACCGGGCACACCUCCCCUCCAAACUAUGCCUCAAGAGUAUCUUCAUGCUGUCCAACGAGACGGUGAAUAUCUGGACCCACCUUCUGGGCUUCCUGCUGUUUUUCACCCUGGGGGUCAACGACCUCGCCUACGUCCUGCCCUCGGCUGACGCCAGCCACGAGGACUACCUCAUCUACGCUGCCGGACUCUUCUGCUUCCAGGUGUGCAUGCUGUGCUCUGUGGGCUACCAUCUGUUCUCCUGUCACCGUAACGAGAGGACGUGCCGGCGCUGGCUGGCGCUGGACUACGCUGGGAUCUCUGUGGGGAUCCUGGGCUGCUACGUCCCGGGGAUAUACUACGCCUUCUUCUGCAAUACUUUCUGGCGGCAGCUCUACCUGAUGAUGAUCCUCUCCCUGAUCCUGGCCGUGUUCUGCGCCCAGGUGCAUCCCCGUUACCUUAGCAACGACUGGCGUCGCCUACGCACGGCCAUCUUCUGUGCGGUGGCGGGCGGAAGCAUCGUGCCCGCCUUCCACUGGGUGUGGCUAAACGGAGGGCUUCGCACUGACGCCGUGGAGCUGUUCCUGCCUCGUAUCAUGGUGAUGUACCUGAUCGCUGGAGCUGCGUUCCUCUUCUACGUCACCAAGGUCCCUGAGAGAUACUUCCCAGGCCAGAUGAACUACGUGGGGGCCAGCCAUCAGGUGUGGCAUGUCCUGGUGGUCCUCAUGUUCUACUGGUGGCACCAGACGGCCGUCUACAUCAUGCGUUUCAGACACAGCCAGCCGUGCCCGGGCCGUGGACACUCCACCCACUAGUCCGCCGCCAAGGGACUUUAACACAGGAGGCGGCUGGCAGCGGUGAGCUAGCAUACAGGAAGUGGCCCAACAACAUCCAAAACUUUAUAGCGGGGGGCAGCAGAUUGGCUGCUAAUGGUUUGCAGCGGUAACAACUCCCACCGCAGGUUCCUGUGUUGAGUUUUGGUGAAGGUGAGGGCUACUAAGGGUUAACGGCUAACUGCCUUUUAAGUGUUUCGGAGAACAGUGGGGGCCGUCCACCCAGUGGUGGGUUUCUGAACUGCUGGUAGCGCUUGGUAGACAUUGGCUCUUAAGGGCUCCUCAGUUUACCACGGGGCGUGUGAGGCCUUUGGUAUGUCGCUACCUUAUAGUGACAUCCCAAGAGCGUGUGUCAUAGUGGGUGCAGUCCACAGGAUUGGCUGGUCUGGCAUCUUUCCAUGGGAACCGCCAACUUGUUAUGUCACGAUAGCGUGGGUUUGUAAAGGUCCCGUGGCGUGGUAAAAUAAGGGCCCUUUAGACAUUAACAUGAUUCUUUAUUCUGGGACCCUUGAGCCCAUACUAUAACUAUAAGAGGUUCUACUAGCAUGGUUGUGAGGAGUGUAGUACAUGUAUAUAGGGUAUAUAUCCACAUCAUAACCUCUAUUACCUGACCAACAACUCAAGGACAGUUAUCUAAUCCCGAGAGAGGGGUCUGCUUGAAUAUUUAUGGUUAUGAAGGCCCCUGUUAACCAAAACAACUCACCACCCUUUUUCUAGUUUUUAGAGAAGCAGCCACAGUUGUAUUCUAUUGAUCAUUCGAUCAGAGCAAUCAAACAAUGAAAUGAUUAUCUAGGCAUGAAUUAUUGAAGUCCCUGUGUGUGAUUUUGAGUAUACUGAAUGCUUACACUGUGUGAACAAUGUUUUGUUUUGGAUUUGUUUUGGGUCAAAACGACGUCACAAAACUAGAAUGUUUUUAAGACUCUCAGUGAACUGCCCAUUCCAGAUGUUAAAUACGCCUUAUUUUUUCUUUUACACAUAUCUGUUUUAAUUUUUCACCAUGUUUGGUGUUGAUUAGCCGUUUCAAAAUCCCCUUUAAUGAUAUCACAUACGAGCGUCCCCCCCCAGUUGGUACGGUCCACUGUGUAGGUACAGUCCACUGUGAUGGUAUGGUCAACUGUGUUGGUACAGUCCACUGUAUCGGCUCUCCACUGUACAGCUUGGGGUGGGCUCCCAUUUGUGAUGUCACCAUGUGUGCGAUUUCUAAUUGGCGCUUAUUGGCUCAUCAACAUGAAGCCUGGUGGUGAAACAGGAUCCCUUUACCCGGUCACAGGUCAGCGAUCACGAGCCAAGGAGGAACAAAGUGUUGAACAAGCUAAACUUUUACUCUGAGUUAGACUGGGAUCGAGAUCCCGGUGUUUUAUUGCCGUUACUUGAAAUGUUGUGUUUUAUUUCUGUCUGUGUCGUACAGGCAUCCUGCUGGAGUAAUGUUACGGGGGUGGGGAGGGUGUGUUGUGUUCUCUGUUCAGGGGGGGGAUUUUAUGGUUGGGUUCAUGUGACUCCAGAUCUUUUCUGUUUUAAUGGUGCAAUGUUAUUUCUACAUGCAUUACUAUUAUUGUAAAAUGUGCAUUUGUUUAUUCCUGUAUCAGGUUUGCCUUGUCCACAUUAUGUUUCAGCCGUUUAGAGUGAAUUAAUGAGUGGCUUUUUGAAUCUGUCUUGCACAUGCUGGUGUUGAAUAAUGAAAUGUGGGCUUAAUGGUUUCAGCCAUUUUCCCAAAGAGCCAUUGAGAACAAGUGAAUGCUUUCCUUACUGUGAGACGCUGAGGUCCGGAGGCCUGUGACCAUGCCCGUUUGUAUUAUUUAAAUGAGCGAUGUGAAUGGGCCCAGCAGGUUAUCGGAGAAUGUGGUUAUCUUCUGGUGCCAAGAAGCAACGGUUUAUUAAGUGUUACCUUUUAAUGAUUGUUUAUUUUAAACAUUGCCUUGAGAUGCUGUGUGUGUGUGUGUGUGUGUGUGUGUGUGUGUGUGUGUGUGUGUGUGUGUGUGUGUGUGUGUGUGUGUGUGUGUGUGUGUGUGUGUGUGUGUGUGUGUGUGUGUGUGUGUGUGUGUGUGUGUGUCCUUGCUUUGAGCACACACAACCAGUGUUUGAUUUUCCACAUGAUUAUCACGUGUUAUAUUUGUUUUGUUUAGUUGCGCUGUAAACUAUAUUUUAAUAUUUGGAUUGAUUGAAUAAAAAAAUGAAAAUCUGUAAAGCAACUUUUGUUUGUAAAGUUGCAGGGUA